This is a messenger RNA of Mercenaria mercenaria, 950 nucleotides long. RefSeq lists its product as uncharacterized. The record is from RefSeq and is a predicted model, not a curated record. NCBI's taxonomy places the organism in Eukaryota, Metazoa, Mollusca, Bivalvia, Venerida, Veneridae. The transcript is spliced from 4 exons. The coding region runs from base 33 to 950 and encodes 305 amino acids.
GAGACCUUUUAUUUCAGACACAUGGUACAGUUAUGCUUACUCAAGAGAACGAGUAUUACAUACGAUUGAUUCUCCUGUUGCUAAGAGGUGGCACACUAGUUCUAAAACAAGUGUUUUUGAAAAAGCUGGAAGAUCAAGGUUCACAACUGAAUGCGUUUCUUCAAAUUAACAAAGAGGCAAUAAAGACAUUAAAGGAAGGAAAAGUGCUAACGUUAAAACAAUAUAACAUUCUUUACCCUGUAAAUGGCAGUGUAACAGAAAUUUGUGAAUGGGAUAUAUCGUUACUUGCAUGUGUAUUAUUGAACUUUUUUGUUCAGUCAUUUCAAAAGUCAGAGGAAAAAGCGAUAGAAAAUAUCCGAACGUUUAGGAAUGACUUUGCUGGUCACCAUCCAGAUGGUUGCAUUGACGCAAGGACAUUUUUCAGAAAGUGGAAUCAACUUUCUAACUUUAUUACAAAUCUUGGAAAUGGACUAAGCAGCAGCGAACGCUCAGAUCUUGCAGAAUUAAUAAAAUGUGUCGGGGAUGACCCUAUUGAGAUAAGACGUGCUAUUCAAGACAUAAAAGAUGCGACUGGUACUAAGGAUCAGUUUAUGGAACAUGUCAGUCAAUUAUUAGAGCACCUGUCUCAUACAGUAGAACAAUUAAACAGUCGUCAAGAUGAAAUGUCAAAAGUUUUACAAGAUUCACAAACAGACAUAAAGGAACUUAAAAACAGCAAUCGCAAUGUUUCAACAAGAAUGUUACAACUUUAUUACAAACCCAACUGUCAAAACUUCCGCCAUUUUGUUAUGGUAUCUUAUUCCGGUAACGUCACACAGGAGAGACAAAUGGACCCAGUGGUUGCACGUUUUUCCCCUGAUUACAUUAUCGCAAUGUCCCCACUUGACAAAAAUGAUGAAGAUACUCCUGUAAACUUCCUCUGGAGUGUAUCUCCUACACUGGCAGCAUAG